ACCCCCACAGCUCAUGCCAUGAAGGAGGAGAACUUUCUUCGGCGCAGGUUCUCCCUCUGUCCGGCCUCGUCCACCCCUCAGAAGGUCGAUCCUCGCAAGCUGACACGCAAUCUCUUCUUUGGGGCCGACAAUGACAUCUACCCACUCAGCCCAGGAAAAGAUGUGGAAGGAAAUAGCCCAUCAGCGCUGAAGGAUGAGACACCACAGACUCCAAACUCCAUUAGUAAGAUUGAAUAUAAGCUUUGCAAUGGGUCUGACAGAGAGUGUGUAUCUCCCACAGCCAAAUUCACAAAGAAGGAAACACUGAAGGUACAAAAAAAAAAUUACAGACAGGAGAAGAAAAGAGCUACCAAACAACUCUUCAGUGCUCUGAAGGAUCCCAGUGUAGUGAUCACUGCAGACUGGCUGAAGAUUCGUGGGACUCUGAAGAGUUGGACCAAGCUGUGGUGUGUUCUGAAACCAGGAGUGCUGCUGAUUUAUAAGACGCCAAAGAUUGGACAGUGGGUUGGGACAAUCUUGCUCCAUUCUUGUGAGCUGAUCGAGAGACCCUCCAAAAAGGAUGGCUUCUGUUUUAAGCUUUUUCAUCCUUUGGAUCAAUCAAUCUGGGCUGUAAAGGGCCCGAAGGGAGAAAAUGUUGGUUCAAUCACUCAGCCUUUACCCAGCAGCUACUUGAUUUUCAGAGCAGCCUCCGAAUCAGAUGGCCGAUGCUGGCUGGAUGCUUUGGAACUUGCCCUGCGUUGCUCCAGCCUCUUCCGGCUCAGUGCCUCCAAGCAGGGAAAGGAUGGAGAAAUGAACUGCUCGAGCGAUUCUGCGCAUGCGGGGCUCAACCACCUCUUGCACACAAGCACUAUCUCAGACCAGGAGUUCUUCCAUUUGAAUGAAUCAGGCCUGGAGAACCACCACCAUUUGGAAAAUGAUGCUUUUUCGGACAAGUCUGAGAGAGACAAUGUAGAAGAGUCGGAGAAUGAAAUGCAUGAGAACAGCCGGAAGACAAAUGAAAGCGAGAGCGAUCAGUCAGAGAUCCAUGGAGAGGUCUCUCCGGGAGGAAAAGGGACGACUUAUAUUGAACAGAUCUAUGAGGAAUUUGGAGAGACUCCUUAUAACAGGACAACCUACAUGAGAGACCACAAAAGAAUGUCUCUGCCAUACCACCUUGCAGAGGUGCAGGAGGAGUUUAGUUUUGCCUUCUUCUUUCCACAGCCCAACCACCCCCCAGAGCAGCAGUUUGUGGUCUGGAGCCACCGAUCCAGGUUCAAGCUGUGUGUUGCAUCAGACUGUCACAAGAAGAAUG
This is a messenger RNA of Tauraco erythrolophus (red-crested turaco), 1291 nucleotides long. The record is from RefSeq and is a predicted model, not a curated record. NCBI's taxonomy places the organism in Eukaryota, Metazoa, Chordata, Aves, Musophagiformes, Musophagidae.